This is a messenger RNA of Daldinia childiae, 966 nucleotides long. Its product is annotated as AB hydrolase superfamily protein YdjP. Lineage: Eukaryota; Fungi; Ascomycota; Sordariomycetes; Xylariales; Hypoxylaceae. The transcript has a single exon. Bases 1 to 966 code for a protein of 321 amino acids. The record is from RefSeq and is a predicted model, not a curated record.
AUGGCAAAUAAGGCAGAUCCCGGAAUGAUAUAUGAGCACUGUAUAGCCAAUGAUAGUUGUACUCUCGCAUUUCAGACCUCGCUACCAGUUAAAGAAAAAGCGGCAUCUGAAUCUCGCUACGAACGAUGCAUCAUCUUGAUGCAUGGGUUCAGCGGUUCGAGCGCAUAUUUUACGCGUAAUUUCGAAGCUCUAAGUCGCGAUUACUGGGUCGUCGCCCCGGACAUGCGGGGUCACGGAAAUUCCAGUCGGCCGCUCGGGGGUUAUCAUGUAGCCCGUCUAGCUGUUGAUCUGCGAGCCUUGGUCACUCAUUUGAAAGACUCCAUAACCCUUACCAAACCGGUAAAAAUUAUACCCGUCGGAUGUUCAAUCGGUGCUGCUGUUCUCUGGACUUACGUUGAGCUCUUUGGAUACGACGACUUCAGCGGGUUUGUGUUCGUCGAUCAGGGGCCAUUGCAAGAUCGUUCACCCUUUGGCAACUGGGACGCGUCGAAAUCCCACCUGGGCUGCUAUGAUGAGCAAACUAUGCAAGCUGCACAGCGGGAGUGGAUACAUGAUUCGGUCAAUGCACAUCUAGGUCUAGUACAAUCUUGCUUGGGAUACCGAUAUGCGCCGGAGCCAGCUACUGACGAUUUGUCGGAUGAACGACGACGGCGCGACGAGGAAUUCUUUACGCAUAUUAGCGCGCAGUGUGACCAAACUUGGCUAGCGAAGCUGCUGGCCGACCACACGCGCUACGACCACCGUGAAGCUAUUGCAGAUAUCAUAUUGCCUACACUGGUCAUGGCAGGUCGAAGGACGGGCUGUUUCCCUCUCGAAGGCAUGAAGGAGAUCGUAAGGCAAAUAGAGUCGAAACACCCCGGAACAGCAAAGAUGUCAAUAUUCAACUCUGGCCAUUGGCUGUUCUACGAAGAGCCAGAGAGAUUCAACAAUGAGAUCGCCGAGUUUGCGCAGAUAUAUUUUGGGUGA